Molecule: messenger RNA, 1839 nt
Organism: Oncorhynchus kisutch (coho salmon)
Lineage: Eukaryota; Metazoa; Chordata; Actinopteri; Salmoniformes; Salmonidae
Product: probable phospholipid-transporting ATPase IA
Exons: 17
Coding region: 1-1731 (576 amino acids)
Biological process (GO): phospholipid translocation
Cellular component (GO): plasma membrane; trans-Golgi network
Molecular function (GO): magnesium ion binding; ATP hydrolysis activity; ATP binding
Source: RefSeq, a predicted model, not a curated record
AUGUAUAUAGGCAGCUACAUAGACAACUAUGAAGUAUCUAACAAAGAUACAUUGACGGGGGAGUUCACCGUGAGGGCUGCCUGCCACAGGUCCAUGAGGAAGAGUGACAAGCCGCACAGCAUGAGACAAAUUCCGGAUGUCUCACCCACUGGUCGCUGGACUACCCUGGUGCCCCUACUCUUCAUCCUGGUGGUGGCAGCAGUCAAGGAGUUCAUUGAGGAUCUGGACACGGUGGUCUACGACCGUCUGGCCGACAGUUCCAGGUAUAAAGAGAUCACUCUUAAACACCUGGAGCAGUUUGCAACCGAGGAUUAUGUCUCAGGGCUGCGUACUCUAUGCUUUGCUGUGGCUGAGAUCAGCGAGUCAUCCUAUCAGCAGUGGCUGGAGGUGUUCCACGGUGCCGCCAGCGCCCUGCAGAACCGAGCUCUCAAACUGGAGGAGAGCUAUGAGCUUAUCGAGAAGAACUUGCAUCUUCUCGGGGCCACGGCCAUCGAGGACAAGCUUCAGGACAAGGUGACUGAGACUAUUGAGACCCUGAUGAAGGCCGACAUCAAGAUCUGGAUCUUGACUGGGGACAAGCAGGAGACGGCCAUCAACAUUGGAUACUCCUGCAAACUUCUGACCAAGAACAUGGGCAUGCUGGUGAUGAACGAAGACACACUUGACGCAACCAGGGAGACCCUCACCCACCACUGUGGAAUGCUGGGAGACGCCCUUCACAAGGAGAACGAUUUUGCCCUCAUCAUCGACGGAAAGACUCUCAAAUACGCCCUUACGUUUGGAUCACGGCAGUACUUCCUAGACCUUGCCUUGUCAUGUAAAGCAGUGAUAUGCUGCAGGGUGUCCCCGCUGCAGAAAUCGGAGGUGGUGGAGAUGGUAAAGAAGCAGGUGAAGGUGAUCACGCUGGCCAUUGGUGACGGCAACAACGACGUGGGCAUGAUCCAGACGGCUCACGUGGGCGUGGGCAUCUCGGGCAACGAGGGCCUGCAGGCCGCCAACUCCUCCGACUACUCCAUCGCACAGUUCAAAUACUUGAAGAAUCUAUUGCUGGUUCACGGUGCCUGGAAUUACAACCGCGUCGCCAAGUGUAUCCUGUACUGCUUCUACAAGAACAUUGUCCUGUACAUCAUCGAGAUCUGGUUUGCCUUUGUCAACGGAUUCUCUGGUCAGAUUCUGUUUGAACGCUGGUGCAUCGGCCUGUACAAUGUGAUUUUCACCGCUCUGCCUCCUCUCACUCUGGGAAUAUUUGAACGCUCAUGCAGGAAAGAGAACAUGUUGAAGUACCCAGAACUCUACAAAACCUCCCAGAAUGCCUUGGGUUUCAACACCAAGGUCUUCUGGGCCCAUUGUCUGAACGGCCUCUUCCACUCUGUCAUCCUUUUCUGGGUCCCCCUCCUAGCCUUCCAGCAUGAUACAGUCUUCGGAAACGGAAAGACCCCGGACUAUCUCCUCUUAGGCAACAUGGUUUAUACAUUUGUGGUCAUCACCGUGUGCCUCAAAGCUGGCCUGGAGACCUCGUCUUGGACUAUGUUCAGUCACAUUGCCAUCUGGGGCAGCAUCAGCCUGUGGGUGGUGUUCUUCGGUAUCUACUCCUCUCUGUGGCCACUCAUCUCUCUGGCUCCGGACAUGUCUGGCGAGGCGGACAUGAUGUUUAGUUCGGGAGUUUUCUGGAUGGGCCUGGUCUUUAUCCCUGUCACCUCCCUGGUCUUUGACAUGGCCUACAAAGUGUGAGAUCCCCUCCAUGCACCUCCAUGUCCUGCUUUAGGACACUUUUCUCGGGAAUCUUCUGAGAUCACAAAUAGAUCACAUGCACUCAAGACAUUUACAUAUACAGUUGAA